Molecule: messenger RNA, 1854 nt
Organism: Mastomys coucha (southern multimammate mouse)
Lineage: Eukaryota; Metazoa; Chordata; Mammalia; Rodentia; Muridae
Gene: Tmem9
Product: transmembrane protein 9
Exons: 4
Coding region: 710-1078 (122 amino acids)
Cellular component (GO): lysosomal membrane
Source: RefSeq, a predicted model, not a curated record
GCCAGCCUCGCGCUCAGCACACGAGAUAUGCACACAUGCAAGAUAUAACUUGUGUUUGCGUGGAACUUCACGUCUGUUGGGUAGAAGAGUCCAAGUCAAGGAUUAAGAGCUGUGUGGUGGGGAUGAGGUAGGGAAUGGGAGUGUGGGUGGGUGGGUGGUCAGACCUUAGGGCUGAAUCAUCCGACUGGAGAAGGUGGGAUAGGCAGAUUGGGCUGUGGUAAGGACAUACAGGGCAGUCUGUCUGUCUGGGCAUUGGAGGAGCUGUGGAGGCACUGAUUGGUUUUAAGUUGAAGAAGGAUGUGACAGGAUGGUUUUAAGUUGAAGAAGGAUGUGACAGGAAUCCUAGUUUGGUGGGGUCCCUUGGUGCUGUCCCUUGGCUACCAUGGGAAGGUGGUUCUAGGCAGGGCCAAACUAAAGGCAAAGGAGCUAGGAAAAGACAUAAACAUUUGCCGGAGAAAGAUCACGAGAGCUCCAGCUGAGAAGUGCCAGUGGCAAGGAAUAAAUAUAGUGGAUUUCAGAUAUUUUAGAUUCUUUAAGAAGUGCAAUCCUGGUUAUUUGAUAGAUUUUUAGGUUGAAGAAAGCAUACCGUCCCAGGUGACUCCCAGGUUUGACUUGACUGGCAGAAGAGGCUCUGCAAAUUACCUGUCUGUCACCCCCAUCUCAGAAGGACAGAUCCCACAGCUGCAACUGCCUUCAUGUGGUGGAGCCCAUGCCAGUGCCUGGCCACGAUGUGGAAGCCUACUGCCUGCUCUGCGAGUGUAGGUACGAGGAGCGCAGCACCACAACCAUCAAGGUCAUUAUCGUCAUCUACCUGUCUGUGGUGGGGGCCCUCUUACUCUACAUGGCCUUCCUGAUGCUGGUGGACCCUCUCAUCCGAAAGCCAGAUGCCUAUACCGAGCAGCUGCACAAUGAGGAGGAGAAUGAGGAUGCCCGUUCCAUGGCAGCAGCCGCUGCAUCCAUCGGAGGACCCCGAGCAAACACUGUCCUGGAGCGCGUGGAAGGUGCUCAGCAGCGAUGGAAGCUGCAGGUGCAGGAGCAGCGAAAGACCGUCUUCGACCGACACAAGAUGCUCAGUUAGAUGGUUGCCAUGGCUACCAGCCUCCGGGGCUCACCACAGUCUUCCCUGGGUCUUCCGUUCAAAUGCCCAUGGCAGCUGCCCUUCUCCCUCUCUAGAAAUGUACUCGACUGUUAGAACUAGGGACUGUGACUGGGUCUCUGGGGGUAGAGGGGAGGGAGGGGAACGGAAGGCGGAAGGGAACAGAGACAUUUGAGGUGGCCACAUGAUUGGGUGGAAUUCAUCCCUCCUGUCUUCGCCACUCCUCCCAGCUCCACAUCUUAAGGAUGCUCCAUGCUCUGGGAGAUGGAGCUGUGUCCUCAAGAGCCUGGUGGGUGCAAGGAAAGUAUGACCCAGCACUCAGCCUGUGCUCUAGGAUGCUGUGCUCCCCAUUCCCACUUCUUCCAGUGCCAGUACUUUAGCUUGGCCUGGCCCCAGCCUCAGGAACUGUUGUGGUGCCACUGGGCCCAUGGUUGUCUCCAGAGGCCACCUGGAAGCCUGCUCCCCUCUCCUCUGCUCCUGGUCCACCGAUGCAUGGCAGUGCCGGCAUACUCAGCAGCUGUCACCUUACUCCCAUCCCAGGAGGCUGUGACACCUCCCACCUCUCCCCCGUGACUGCAGCUGCUGAGCCAUAAAGUUGGACCAUAUGACACAAGGCUGACAGGGGACCUGAGUACCAUGGCUCCUGUCCUUGGAUGGCCUCUUGUCCCUGAAUUUCAUUGUACCAUGCAUGGAAAGAAGUGUUUGUCUUUCUGUUGUCUGUACAUCAAAGAAGCCAUUAAACUGUUUUAUUUCUCAAA